Amaranthus tricolor (Joseph's coat) is the source of this 2558-nucleotide messenger RNA. Its product is annotated as nucleolin 2-like. Bases 228 to 2306 code for a protein of 692 amino acids. The record is from RefSeq and is a predicted model, not a curated record. Gene Ontology annotation, molecular function: RNA binding. NCBI's taxonomy places the organism in Eukaryota, Viridiplantae, Streptophyta, Magnoliopsida, Caryophyllales, Amaranthaceae. The transcript has 20 exons.
GCCUUACGGAUAACCACCAACAAACAGCUCUAGUAACGAAUACCAAAAAUUUCUCGCCCAAACCCCAUAAACCCUAAUUGCUUCUCUUUCUUUCCAAUUCAUCUCUUAUAAAUUCCUCUGACCCAAUUAUAUUUCUCUGUAUAUCCCAGCCGUAAAACCCUUCGCACGCUAGGGUUUUGUAUCUUCUCCCAUUUUCUCUCUUCUUAAACCCUACCUUUUCAGCUGCCAUGGGCAAGUCUAGCAAGAAAUCCACCCCAAAAGUCGAUUCUGCUCCUGUGGCAGUUGUUCAAUCUGCAAAGAAAGGUAAGAGAAACGCAGAAGAUGAAAAAGCGAAAGCCGGAAAUGCGAAGAAGCAGAAAAUUGAGAGAGAUGAGGCUGUUAUAGCUAAACAGAAAGUGGAGAAGAAAAAGCCUAAAAAAGUUGAAAGUAGCAGUGAAUCUGAGGAUGAUUCUUCUUCUGAUGACGAACCUAGGGCUGUAUUGAAACAACCUCCAAAGAAAGCCUCUGCUUUGGUUAAGAAAUCACAGAAGGAAAGCAGCUCUGAUUCUUCAGAUGAUUCUGAUGAUAGUGAUGAUGAGCCAAAGAAGAAACCUGCUGCUGCUCUGAAAAAUGUAUCCAAAAAAGAUUCUUCAUCAAGUGAUGAUUCUUCUGAUAGCGAUUCGUCUGAUGAAGAGGAUGAACCCAAACCUGCUAUCCAGGCCAAGAAAUUACCUGCUGCAGUAAAGAGUGGUUCUCUUCCAGCAAAGAAAAAGGCUGAAUCAAGUGAUGACAGCAGCGACGAUAGCUCUGAUGAAGAUGAUGCUCCCAAGAAGGCGUCUGCUCCAGCUACGAAAAAGGAAGUGGAAUCUAGUGAUAGCUCGUCUGAUGAAAGUGAAUCUGAGGAUGAAAAGAAAGCAGUUGCCACUAAGGCUCCAGCCAAUCUUAAAAAGCCAGCCAAAGAAUCUGAUAGUGAUGAUGAAAGUGAUGAAGAUAGCUCUGAGGAAAGUGAUGAUGAGCCCAAAAAUAAAAAGAUCAAGAUUGCUGCAAAGCCAGCUGCAAAGGUGGCCAAGGAGGAUAGCAGUAGUGAUGAAGAAAGCUCUGAGGAAGAUUCUGAUGAAGAGCCAGAAAAAGCACAAUCUGCCAAGAAGACUGCUUCUAAGCCAGCUGCAAAGAAGGAUAGCAGUAGUGAUGAAGAAAGCUCUGAGGAAGACUCUGAUGAAGAGCCAGUAAAAGCACAAUCUGCUAAGGCUUCAAGUGUAAGUAAUGGUUCAAAGGUAGCUAAGAAAGAUAGUAGUAGUGAUGAGAGUUCAGAUGAUAGCUCUGAAGAUGAUGAGCCUCCCAAGGCAAAGCAAGCAAAGGCAAUAGCUGCCACCAAGAAAAACAGUAGUUCAGAAGAUUCUUCUGAUGAAGAGAGUGAUGAUGACAGUGAAGAGGAAAAUGAUGAUGAGAAGCCAAUGAAGACACCAAAGAAGGAUAAAGAUGUGGAGAUGGUUGAUGCUGAGGAACCCAAAAAAUCUGCACUAAAAACUCCUAAAACUCCUGCUACCCCACAAAUUCAAGCUACAGGAUCAAAGACGUUGUUUGCUGGAAAUCUAUCCUAUGAUGUUCAAGAAACUGAUGUGAAGGAAUUUUUCAAGGAUGCAGGAGAGGUUGUAGAUGUUAGAUUUUCCUAUGAGCCUGAUGGCAGAUUCAAGGGUUUUGGCCAUGUUGAGUUUGCAACAGCAGAAGCUGCUCAGAAGGCCCUAGAAUUGAACGGUCAACUUUUAUUAACUCGUGCCGUGAAACUUGAUGUAGCUCGGGAGAGAGGUGCUUACACUCCCAACACCAGAGAAAACUCAUAUCAGAAGAGUGGGGGCCAAAACUUGACAAUAUUUGUCAAGGGAUUUGAUUCUUCUGCUGAUGAGAAUGAGAUGAGAACUGCCUUGAAAAAGCACUUUAGUUCUUGUGGAGAUAUGACAAGGGUCUCUAUACCUCCAGAUCGUGAAAAUAAUUGUCUGAAAGGUGUGGCUUACAUAGAAUUCACAGACAGUGAUGCUUUCAACAAAUCAUUUGACCUUGAUGGAUCUGAGCUUGGAGGUUUUUACUUGAGUGUUCAAGAAGGGAGGCCACGAGAAACCCGUGAUUUCGGGAGUGGUGGAAGAGGUGGUGGAAGAGGUAGUGGAAGAGGUGGGAGAGAUGGUGGUAGGUUUGGAGAUAGACGUGGUGGUGGUAGAUUUGGAGGUGGAAGAGGUGGGGACAGAGGUGGUCGCGGAAGAGGACGUGGAACACCCAACAGGAUUACUGCAUCUGCAUCAGGAAAAAAGACUACCUUUGCUGAUGACGAUUAGACGACUAUUCAAAUGGAUUACAUCUGUUUGCAGAAUGUAGUAGACUUUUUUUUUUUUAAAUUUUUUACUAUUAUUCUAAAAUUUUGCCAAGUUUGGAGUUUAUUAGGUGGUAGUAAUUCUAUUUUUCAAGCGAGAACCUAGUAUUAGUUUGGAUAUUUGUUUUGCUGAUUUAUCUGUUUUUAAAGAAGAUAGAGACGAAUUGAUGUUUGUUGAAGUACUUUACAACUAUAAUAGAUUGCACUCUUUAGCAAA